AUGAACUACCUCCAGACCCCGUUCCAAUACGCGAUGCCGAUGGAUCAGCCUAUGGGUUAUGGCAUGCCCGUCUCACACCAUCCCUAUGACCAGCCAAUGGAUCAAUGCUACAUUCCUUACCACCAGAAUGAUAUUCAUGGCUUCUACACAACCGGUGCCAUCGAGGAAUAUGAGGAAUAUGUGGAGAAUCUGUCACGGCCCCGUUUGACGAAGGAACAGGUUGAGAUUUUAGAGUCACAGUUCCAAGCUCAUCCAAAGCCCAACAGCAAUACGAAACGGCAAUUGGCCCUACAGACAAGCUUAACCUUACCUAGAGUUGCGAACUGGUUCCAAAACCGAAGAGCAAAGGCCAAGCAGCAGAAACGACAAGAAGAAUUCGAGAAGAUGCAAGCCAAAGAGAAAGCCAUUGCAGCCGAGGAAGCAGAGAGCAAACAAUCCUCAGAGAGCUCUGAUGAACAACAAAAGUUAGAGCAGGACCAAAAGAGCUCGAUGUCCACGCCCACAGACACUCAUGGAGCCUCUUCAAGUUGUAGUGAGCAAGAAGAUCAUGGGUUGCAAACUCCUGCGGAUGAGAAACCAGAACCUAAGUUUGAGAUUGUUGGACACCGUACAGAAGCGCAAGUGGAAAUCCCAAGCUCAGAGCCAGCCAAAACGAUCCCUAGCCCCCCUCUAAAGGACAACCAGGAGAUGCCUGGGACUAUGACUACUGUGCACAACAACACUGUUCAGCCCUCCUUUUCCCAGCCCGAAACCAACAGUCAUUUCCAGCAGUGGGCUUCAACUGGCGUUCCUCAGAUUGGAGUUAAUGUUGGCUCUGCGGAUGCACAUACAGUUUCAACUGCAGCUCCCGUUAUGGAGAUCGACUCCAAUGGUUACUGGUCCCCGGAUUCUAGCGGCCUUGUCAGCCAGCCAUAUACUGAGCUCUUGUGUAACAACAGCUCGCCGGAAGAUCUCUCUUGUCAAGUUCAGCCAACUACUACAGCAUUCACACAAUCUUUUAUGCCAUCAGAGUUACCACUAUACUCUUCGCAGAGUAUUGUCAACCAGCGACAGGUUUCCCUGUCGAUGGAGCAGGGAGAUAUCUCUCCUAGCAGCGGCCCCAACUCGGACCCUGAAUCAACCCAUUCUGAAGGACGACAACUACCUCGACUUCACAUCUCAACAUCCGAUAAUGCAAUUGGCCUUGCCGCGCGAAGAAAGCGCCCACGCCCUGCUGCCAUUGGAACCUCAGGCUUCGGCCGUCCCGUCGGCGGUCCUGUCUCAGGAUCACCAACCCGAAGGGUGUCCAGCGCUGCCUGGAGUGGAGUGCGAAAGUCGUCGCAGCUUGCCGAGCUGAGCCCUAGAUUCGGUGGAAUGAGAAAGAUCUCUGGUUCCCCCAGGUCGCCUUUCCCCUACUCUUUGGAAGGGAAGGCACAUGCUCUAUCCAACACAGACUUGGCUGUGCCUCCAUCAACCACCUCUUCUAUACCCCCAGCCACUCCCAUGACACCCGAUGAGAUGCAGUAUCUCCUCCCACCAACACCAAUUGACAACCAUUACUGCCUCUCCCCACAGGAGGAGAUGGGGUACUCCCAUUCCUUCCCAACGUCCCAGUCAAUGACCUUUGAUGAAAGCCAGGAGUCAAAGAGACAACCACCGCCAUUUGUAAUGGUUGGAAUGUCCCAUCCUCAGUCAUUCCAGCAAUUCACAGAGCCUAUGUCAGCGCCUCCCAACUUCACCACGUUCAACGAACUUAUUCCGGGUUGUGGGCAACAGCAACAACAGCAUCCACUAAGCUCAUCUGAGGCUGAGGCAUCUCUCAAUGUUAUUCAUAUGCCUCGACCAACACACAUUUCCCCCAUUGCAUAUGACGAUCAGGUACAGAGUGAACACGUAGAGGAGCCCGCCCCCACUGAGGAAUGGCAAGGUCGGGGUCAACAGUCAUCUACACAAUCCACAACUGGCCCAAACUCGCCUGUCUCAGAGUCUAGACAAGCUUAUAACUCUGCUGGUAAGCCAAACACAGAGUUCUAUAUCCAAGAGUUUCCCCAACAAAACGAAGUCAUGAAGGUGGCUGCACAGCAACUACCACCGCAACGAGCACGGACAUACACCUUCACUAACCAAACCCCAAAUGACUUUUACCGCACAGCCAUUUUUCCACCUGUAUAA
Messenger RNA from Trichophyton rubrum CBS 118892, 2151 nucleotides. RefSeq lists its product as uncharacterized. Gene Ontology annotation, biological process: regulation of transcription by RNA polymerase II. Bases 1 to 2151 code for a protein of 716 amino acids. Lineage: Eukaryota; Fungi; Ascomycota; Eurotiomycetes; Onygenales; Arthrodermataceae. The transcript has 2 exons. Gene Ontology annotation, molecular function: DNA binding; DNA-binding transcription factor activity, RNA polymerase II-specific. The record is from RefSeq and is a predicted model, not a curated record. Gene Ontology annotation, cellular component: RSC-type complex; nucleus.